Molecule: messenger RNA, 4466 nt
Organism: Homarus americanus (American lobster)
Lineage: Eukaryota; Metazoa; Arthropoda; Malacostraca; Decapoda; Nephropidae
Exons: 3
Coding region: 89-1957 (622 amino acids)
Biological process (GO): protein O-linked glycosylation via mannose
Cellular component (GO): Golgi apparatus
Source: RefSeq, a predicted model, not a curated record
CUCUUCACUACGAGACGUCACAAGCUUGAGCGAACACCUCUCUCUUCCCUAAUCUAGCUUGGCCAGCUCAACAAUAAAAAUAGUCCGGAUGAACCUUUACUCUGGGCUACCCAGGUUGUUUGCGGCCAUUGUGGUGGUGGCUCUCCUUGCCUUCAUUACUAUUUACAAGCAUUUUGAAGCACCGCUGGGCGCCAUUGAGAUGGUUGCUUAUCCGUGUCCAAUUAAAGCAAAAUGCUCCGUCAAGCGAGAAGUUUUGGAAAGGCAGUACAAGAUGAAACUAGCAGAGGCAAUAUAUUCAGUACACCAGGCUAUAUCUCCCCACGCAGGGUUGGAGGCGAUGGUGAAGGACGACUGGUGGAAAAAGCUGGUGCCCCUGAUGGCUGAGCUCGACCCCAGGAUGUCCCCAAACUCUUCCUCCUGGGACUACUCUGCCAGGAUCCCAGAUAUGGGUCCAGCACCUGUCCUCCCUAACAAGACUAGGCAUGUCUGCCCUGAGAUGUAUUUUGGUCCUAAGAUGGGUUUCCCCUUCCACCAGCACGGUAUGGAACCAGAGAACUGUACAUAUGUGCCGCCAUUCGCACGUGUUCUCACAGCUGUGCUACCAGCCAUGUCUUGGCCACCACAAACCAUUAAUUUUGUCAUCACCCAGAUCAGAAAAUGGUAUGACAUACCCAUUAUUGUUAUAAUUCCUAAAAGAGUUGUCGUAGAUCCAACACUAAGGGAUGUUAAAGCUUUGAAGAUCAAAAACGAGACCUUAAGUGGAGGUGACUUGCUCAACAAGGCGGUGGAGAUGGUAACAACACCGUAUGUGUUCAUGGGCACGUCACUAGCACACUUCAGCAACCAGUCGUCCCUGGAGCGGCUGGUAAGGGUCCUGGAUGAGCUGGAACAUGUGAAGGUGGCCGGGGGUGCUGCCAGGGACCUCCAAGGCCACUGGAUUCAUGGUUGUCUGCAGCAGCGCAUGGCAGACUACCAAGCCACCUACACCAUGGGUUACUAUUACUCUAAAUAUGAGUGUAUGUACUGUGAUGAUGUGUUGACGCCUUUUAUCACUACUGUCAAGCUGGUCAACAAAGUGGCCUUCACUAGCAGCCUCAGCGGCCCAGCCGUGUAUCGUGACUGGUUGGCCAAGGUACGUGAAGCGGGCCACUUAACCAUGGUGUGUCCUGACGUCAUGUUCUUCCUCACUAAUCACGUCAACAUGACCAGUGAAGACUGGCUGCCUAUGGCGCGUCACUGGGCUCUCGAGAAGGUCUUCUCUUACACCGGACAAGUCCAUAAUUUCUCCUGUGAUGCUGUCAACAUAACCUGUAAAGAUGCUCUCCGGAUUUUAAGUUCCUACCUCUUACCACCUUGCUGUAGAGCCAUCAUGGAACAUAACCUUGGCUUCCUGAUGGACUAUGCAGAGGCAAAUGACUUGGAGUAUGAGCUUCAGGCAGGCUCAGCCUUGGGGGCUGUUAAACUGGGAGGUUAUUUGCCCUGGGAUUUUGACAUGGACAUCACAUUUGACCGGAAUGACUACCAAAAGUGGUUGAGAUUGCGAGGUAAAUUUCUAAGAGAUCGUAACUGUUACUUAAGUGUUACCAAACCUCGUGUGUACUUCUCUGUCCAUUGUCCAUAUUUUUUUAUAGAAUUCAUCACUUUUGAUUAUUUAAACAGCAGGCAGUUUUUGCCUAUCGAGUACAGAAAUAUUCCAACAAAAGUUAUGUAUGGGGGUCACUGGACUAAAGUUAAUGCUAACCCAGGGUUACACAGUAGAAACAAAUUAGGCUUGGAAGAUCUUAAGCACGCAGGGCACUGGAGAACUGCGAGAGUGGUGAAGGCAGCGAAGGCGAGGGGCGGGUAUGAGAACCCAGGUGUCUGGAACACAUGUAGAAAAUCUAAACACCACUCAUGUCUUGAUCAAUAUCCUGGUGAUGGCAACUUGCCCUUUAUACAACCUUUCCUCCACCCUUAGGAUGGUAACUAGUUCAGACAUGUCCAACCCACUGUCUCACCUCGGCCGCCACCCCUGCUGACCAUCUCUCCACUACCAACAGCAAAUGGAGCAGUUUAAGGAAGCCAGGGGACAAGGGAAGCACGUGAUGCUCAGCCAUAAAACCAUUGUUGUGAGGGACUCUCGGGCACCACUGUAGCUGCCCCCCACUCCCAAGGUCCCCAUAAACCCCCUGCCCCCGUCCUCAUUCAGCCCAACAUAAGAGUAAUUCCCCACUUGAUGUCCAACUCCUCUGCUGUGGGAAACAACUACCCACACAACUAAAUGACAGGUGCUCCUGUCACCCAAACUGGGAGUCACCCUCAGCAACACAAGUCAUCUUAAGUGUUUUGAUUACAGCAUUUGUGAAUACAUUACCCUGCACUAUUAUAACUAUCUUCGACACCUUAGUAAACCUGAAUUUUUGCUGUUCCUUAAACAGUACCAAUGUUUCUACACUGAUGAUGCUGGUGUUGUUCCCAUGGAUUUACUGGACCGUAUGUGUUACACCCCCUUUACCCAUGGUGACAACACAGUACUCCCUCAUAUUGACCUUGAUACCUUUCCACAAAAAUCACUGGGUUACACCAAGCCCAACUGUAACGGUAUUACUUCCUAACUCUCCUGAGUUUAGCUAUAGCUCUCUACUACUGUACUUCAUUCCUUCUCUUUAAUUACCUAUACUGUCAACAGCACUGUAUUUCCCUUCACUUAGACAUCUUUAUAGAGCUGUGUACAGUACAAUAUACUGUAUCUUCUUUUGUUCAUAAAUCUGAUGUACCGGUACUUGGGUUCUAUGAGACCAAACUCACUAACAAUACUAAACACUGCAAUAGUAUGUGGUGGUGUUGCACAAUGUCUUGAUACUAAGUAGAGUAUAUAACACUUUCGUAAGAGAGGUUUUAAAGGUUCAGAAGGAGUUCAUGGAGUGUUAACACUUAAAUACGUAGCGAUGCACAAAAUAUUUUGAUGGGAAUAAUUUAUAGAAGGCACCAUAUUAAUGUAAUGAACUUUCUUGAUAAAAUAUCAGAAUUAAUCUCUAUCAUAGGUUUGGAGAGGAAACUUUGCUACAUCACAGGAGACUUCAACCUUUUUCUACUAAAAUCAGAGAUGGACACCUGGGUGAUAGACCUUCUUGGUACUUGUCAUUCUAAGCUCUUCAACACAAUAACUAAACCCACUAGAGUAAAUGCUACCGUGAUAGAUCAUAUUUGGUCUAACAACACUCCUAACAUUCGUGUGAGUGGAAUUAUUUAUAACAAUAUCUCAGAUCACUUCCCAUUUUUGCCACGUAUAAAGCAGUCACAAGACCUGAAAGGUCUAGUAAUGUCACAAUAAAAUACAGAGACUACUAUGCUGACAAUAUAUUCCUGUUAGAAAACAAUUUAAUGAAUGCUAAGUGGGAUCUUGUCUAUGCCUCUGACAACCCUAAUGUGAUCUACUGUAACUUCCCUUGCAUCUUCAAUGCUAGCUUUGAUAAAUGCUUACCCCUUAAGACUAAGCUAGGAAAAUGUAUAUCUACCUCCAAACCCUAUAGAGUAUCACAAGUGAAAUCAAGGCAAUGAUAAAAGAAAAACACAAACUCCAAAGAAAAUUUGCAAAAAGAGAUGAAAGAAAUUGAUUAUGACCAACACUUGAUAUAUUGUCAUUCACUGUGGGGGGCCUCUGGCACCACUAAAACAAACCCUGGUUGCUGCCCGGAAGAGAGUUGUGCAGAGAAUGACCACUUUAAAAAGAAUAAUAAAUAAAUAAAAUAUAUUAAAACGAUCACACAAACGAACUAUUUGCUAAAUCUAAGGUGUUAAAAUCUUAGGAUAUCAACAUUUACUGCUGUUUUCCCAUUUGUUUUUAAAUCAGUUUAUCACUUGAUUGAGAAAAUAUUUUCAGUUCUGGAAUAACCAGAGGAUUGAGACAUCCAAACCUACUAAGAUCACCUCCCCAUGCACUCCUCUCAGUCCCAGACCUACAUAAAAUAUCAUGGUCUGAAAGUGUGGAACAACUUAACCCCACCCACAUCUAUUGUCCAAGUAUUAAUAAUUUUUUAACAAAUGCUUUACAAUUUAUACUUUCACUUUACCAUUGGAAAUCAUUAUACGUACCAUAUACAGGUAUUGUCAGGUUGACUUAAAUUAUCAUUGCAAUAUGGUAAUUAUAUAUGUUGCCAUCAAGACAUGUGUGUCUGUUCCUUUGUUCCAUCCCAAUAAUACCCAUGUAUCGCUUCAACCCACUAUCAGAUUACAAAACUGUAGAUCAACUCUACUGUAAAAAUGUGUAUAUACUAUUUAGAAAUAAAAGAAAAUUGAUAACUGUGGUAAUAUUUUAAUACUGUAUGUAUUCAUCAAAACAUGUUACAUGAAUUAAAAACACCACUAUAUCAGGUGCCACUAAGAGGGUUCAGGCACUCAACUUGGCUCAAUAGUGUUCUUAGUGUUCGCUCUGUACAGUAUUUGUAUUUUUCAGGCUAAAUAAACUGUUUCAAUAUGACCUAUAA